This is a messenger RNA of Fusarium verticillioides 7600, 1615 nucleotides long. RefSeq lists its product as hypothetical. NCBI's taxonomy places the organism in Eukaryota, Fungi, Ascomycota, Sordariomycetes, Hypocreales, Nectriaceae. The record is from RefSeq and is a predicted model, not a curated record. The transcript has 2 exons. Gene Ontology annotation, cellular component: Mis6-Sim4 complex; kinetochore. The coding region runs from base 60 to 929 and encodes 289 amino acids.
AAACAACAUCAUCAGCAACCUUACUCACCAUCUCUUCAUCCCAUAUAUACUGGACAACCAUGUCAUCCGAACCAGCUACUCCAACCGAUAGCGAACUCCUUGAUCAAGAAAUAAUAGCGCUUAAAGAGCAAGCCGCUGCUUUGCGCAAGUCGCUCAAAAUCGAAACAUCAACAAUUCUUGCUGCGCCCUCAACACAAGCUUUUCUCAAGCCAUCCAAGAAUUCUCUAUCAUCCCGGAAUAUACCAUCCCGCACGAAGCUCCUGAGCGAAGCCGACAAACAAAAAGCAUAUAACCAGCAAUGUCUUUAUCGCAUAGGUAGCUCUGUCACUGCUUUCAAGGUCCAAGACCCCGACCCCAAUGCAGUUGACGGAGGGCAUGUCCUUGGCUUGCGCUUCGAAGUCAUGUCCAAGAGCCAGUUCCUGCUCCCUUACUAUGUCAUGCUUAACAGACCAUACUUCAAUUCCAAAUACCUGCGAAUCCACCGAAACACUCUGCCCUCUGCGAUACCCAUAGCCGGCUUGGCAGCCCGUUAUCUUCCGGCACCACGCCCGGAGAGCGACAAGUCUCCUCAGCAAAACCUCGACCGUUUCGUCAGAGCGCUCCGAAGAGAAAUCGUGCGGUAUCACAACCGACUCGGUGUCUCUGCGGACCUGCGACGAAGUCUCGGAUUGCACGACAGGGUGGACGAUCCAGUUCUGCCUGAUGACAUUGUCGAGGUUGGAAUAGCUGAUAUUGAGGCCAAACAGAUUCGAUUCUCCUGGGCUGAUGAUCGAAGUGGCAGAGUUGUUAUGGAUAAUGACGGGAGGGUUAUCAAACUUAUGAUGUUUGGUAGAGAAGGCCGCGAUUGGGAGACAACGAAGGAGCUCUACGGAAAGUAUGAGCGAAUCGAAGACGUGGCCAAAACCCUCCAGACAUAUGUCAAUGGUUGAGUUCCGCAGUCAACGAUAAGUCAUCUUGGCCAUCAACUAAAUUUUGGUAUGGCCCAUUGAACUCCUCUUCAGUAAUGUUCCAAUGACGACAAGGGAUCUGCAUGAUACCGCUUUCUCAGAAGGUGACCUGCUUCAAGAGUGGGAUCAACUUGAACUCAACGAGCUACAAUCACUACUUUGCAUGACAGCGAACCGAAGCAGCCGUUAUCGCCGCCCCUUCGAGCAAUAAGCCCUUUGACACCUUGAGAACCCAGCACUAGAGAAGCGGUGUCAGGAGGGGUAUGAUACAGCACAAGCCACAAAGAUCGCAAUGCAUUGCACAUACUUAAUCAACCGAGUAAGGGCAUUGCAACGCUUACUACUUACCAGGGGCCUGGCAUUGUCGACGUGUUGCGCCUGAGACACCUGGCAUGGGCUGUUGAACUGUCGGUGUGUCAGCAAACAUGGGCGACAACACCAACUCAAGCACCAAGCUACACCGAGUAACACGAUGCUUGAUUCACCGACAAGACUGGUCACUGUGUUGCGUGGAUAGAUGUGUUAUUAGGAAUCCGAAUAAGAGAAUAUUUCGAGCCUCGGGUUCCAAGGGUCGUGGUGGGACUAUGCCCUGUGUGAUAAUGUUUCAAUAUCGCCGAGAUAGAUAGUUCAAUUGAUACACGGCCAGACGUAUUUCUAGUCAGCUACCU